UCUCUCUCUCUCUCUCUCUCUCUCUCUCUCUCUCUCUCUCUCUCUCUCUCUCACAGCUGCAAACAUCAAGUGCAAAGAAACUCAGCUCCAUUUGAGAAUCAGAAAGAGACGGGAAGACCCAUACAAGUGAAGAAAGAUCAAGAAGACUAAUAAAGAGAGGGCGUGUGUUUUUUCCAGGUUUAUGUGUGUGAAUCGGUCUGUGUGUUUAUAUUUGAUCACCUGUGGUCAUGGAUGGUAGUACAUAUGAUCAUUUCCACCACAGACCUAACUUUCCCUUCCAACUACUUGAAAAGAAAGACGACGAAGUUUGUUCCUCCUCCGCCACUGAUGCAUACCCAUCACUUGCAAUCGCCACCGACACUAAUAAGAAUAACCUAAAUCCUAUGGUUCGAUCCAACGCCUCCACUCUCCUAACCUCAACCGCCGCCGCUACCUCAUCCACAGAGCUUUCAAAGAAACAACUCCCUAAGAGAACUUCAACCAAAGAUCGACAUACAAAGGUUGACGGCCGUGGCCGUCGCAUCCGUAUGCCAGCGCUUUGCGCCGCCAGGGUUUUUCAACUUACUCGGGAACUAGGACACAAGUCUGACGGAGAAACCGUCGAGUGGCUACUUCAACAAGCCGAGCCCGCUGUCAUAGCAGCGACCGGCACAGGCACCAUUCCGGCGAACUUCGCUUCACUCAAUAUUUCCCUCCGAAGCUCCGGGUCCAGUAUGUCGGUUCCUUCUCAGCUCCGAUCCACUUAUUUCAACCCUAAUUUUACUUUCCCACAAAGAAGAAAUCUUUUUCCGGGAAUUGGGCCGGAUAGUCCAUCGUCAAACCUUUUGAAUUUUGGGUCCUCGACGAUUCUAAAUCAGAUUAUACAAGCAAAAGAAGAAUUACGAGAUAAUUCAGUGGAGUUAUCAGAGUCGCCGGAGGAGGGUAUGGGAAGGAAGCGUAGACAGCCCACGGAGCAGGAUUUAUCGUCGCUCCACCAGCAACAUAUGGGAAAUUAUCUACUUCAGUCAAACUCCGGAGCUAUGGCGGCUAGUCACACAUCAAUACCUACAAAUUUUUGGAUGGUUGCUAAUUCUAACCAACAGCAAGCCAUGGGUGGAGACCCUGUAUGGACUUUUCCAAACGUCAAUAACAGCACCUUAUACAGAGGCACCGUUUCUAGUGGGCUGCAUUUCAUGAACUUUCCGACGCCAGUGGCGCUUUUGCCAAGUCAGCAACCGGGGAUUAGCGGUGGCAGUGGUGGUGUAGUCGGAGGUGGUUACAGUGAAGGACAACUGAACAUGCUUGCUGGGUUAAACCCAUACCGUCCUAUAUACGGUCACGGGGCAUCUGAACAGCAACAGAGUGGCUCUCAUGACGGAGGCCGUGGUGGAGAUGAUCGGCAUGACACGACCAGCCACCACUCGUAGCUGACUCCCGCCACCGGUGGUUAAUAUUGCGUUAGAUGUUUGAUAUGUAAACACUAAACACACGUGAGCUUUGAUUUGUUCCUCAAUUUUGGAAAUUUAAUUUUUGGUGAUUUUUUUAAUUUCAUUUUGUGUGACAAAAAUUAUAAACGUAUCAGGAUUUUGAUGAA
This is a messenger RNA of Lactuca sativa (garden lettuce), 1573 nucleotides long. Its product is annotated as transcription factor TCP15. NCBI's taxonomy places the organism in Eukaryota, Viridiplantae, Streptophyta, Magnoliopsida, Asterales, Asteraceae. Gene Ontology annotation, molecular function: sequence-specific DNA binding; DNA-binding transcription factor activity. Gene Ontology annotation, cellular component: nucleus. The record is from RefSeq and is a predicted model, not a curated record.